This is a messenger RNA of Fusarium graminearum PH-1, 456 nucleotides long. RefSeq lists its product as uncharacterized. The record is from RefSeq and is a predicted model, not a curated record. The coding region runs from base 43 to 342 and encodes 99 amino acids. Lineage: Eukaryota; Fungi; Ascomycota; Sordariomycetes; Hypocreales; Nectriaceae. The transcript is spliced from 4 exons.
AUCACUUUUACACAACAACAAACUACCACCCAACUAUCCAAGAUGCAGCUCUCCAUUCUCUCCACCAUUAUCCUUGCUCAGGGCAUCGUCGCCAUGCCUUGGACCUCGAAGCAAUCCAACGGCGAGGAGAUCACUCUUCGCAUUCAGAUCUCUGAUGGAUCAUCUUCCAUUGUCAACCCCAAGCCCAAGGGAACCAUCAACAUUGAGAACUAUGAGGUUUGCCUAAAAGUCUGUUGGCCUGAGGAGCCAAAGUGCCCCGAGGGAUGGAACGCUAAGAAAUUCGAUGAUGGCGACUACCCUUGCUGGACUUGCUGCAAGAAGACCGGCGACGAUGACCUCUGAUUAUCAAGACUUUCUUCAACUUCACACAGCAAAUGUUGAGUUUAGAACUCUUCAGAUCAGUAUUAGGAGGAUACUGGACCAAUAUAGUUAGAAUUGAAAUUCGUUGACUCUGAA